AUGUCAGAAUACUUGGGCACCAGAGAUCAUGCGGCAAGACCGUCGAGUUGGGAUAUGCCCCAAUCAGGAUCAUCAAGAAGUACAUUCGAUCGUAAUAUCAUGCCUGGAGGUCCAGCAACGGCCGGUUUCGAGAAUUAUAUUCGAAGUAUCUAUCGACCUGGCGCAAAAUUGCCAUCUGCUGAAAUUUUACCAAUAAGUGCUAGUGCAAUGCUGCGUAUGCAUGAUCAGCUCGGCAGAUCAGCGCUUGAUGAAUCAUUAGACAAUGUGUUAUUACAAUCACCCCUUGAGGGUACAUAUAGCAGUUUGGGCUUAACGGGUCUUGCGGAUACAUCGUAUCUGAACUAUCCGGUCUAUAUGCCGAAACAAUCCAACGAAUAUUUCUCGCGAAGGCAUGGCAUUAAACCCUAUGUCGAUAAUCCACUGGAUUACCAGGGAGUUUAUUCGUCUUACAAGGAGCGAUCGGACGAUGACUGGAGACGCAACAAUAAGCAAAUGAUUGUGGAUCGUAAAGGAAGUUCAGACACUCCGUUAACCCCAUAUAUGUAUCGUGAUCAUUCGUACGUGCGAAAUCAAGACUCUCGAAUCGUUGGCUCGAAUUUUGUGCAGAUCACCUCUCGACCACGAGAUCGAUUUUUGGAGAAGAUUGAUCGAACGUUAGCCGAAGCAAGAGCUAUACCAAGAUAUGGUUAAUAGUUCCGAGGCUGGCAAUCAGAUGAUCACAGAAAUUCUUGACGUCAGCGAUUAAGUGUACCGAUAAUACUUCAUCAAAAAUGAACGAAUUGAUGAUCUUCGAUUAAUCAUACCUUCUAAUGUGAAAUGUUGACAAUUAUGUUUGAAUUCUAAUAAAUAUCAUACGUCUUA
Messenger RNA from Anisakis simplex (herring worm), 861 nucleotides. The record is from the annotation of a GenBank genome assembly. Lineage: Eukaryota; Metazoa; Nematoda; Chromadorea; Rhabditida; Anisakidae.